Trifolium pratense (red clover) is the source of this 1569-nucleotide messenger RNA. Its product is annotated as serine/threonine-protein phosphatase PP1 isozyme 4. The transcript is spliced from 4 exons. Gene Ontology annotation, molecular function: protein serine/threonine phosphatase activity. Bases 195 to 1157 code for a protein of 320 amino acids. Gene Ontology annotation, cellular component: cytoplasm; nucleus. Lineage: Eukaryota; Viridiplantae; Streptophyta; Magnoliopsida; Fabales; Fabaceae. The record is from RefSeq and is a predicted model, not a curated record.
UUGUGGAGAAAAAAAAAGAAAACAGUGAAGAACAGCACACAAAAAACAGUAUUCCACACAGUAACGCGGAGACAAAGAGAGAGAACCAACCAUAGUAAAAGAGAUUACUCUCUUGGUUGGUUCGUCCUUUGUUUCGUUAUUAUUAUUAUUGUUGUUGUUGUGUUCUUUGUAGAACGUAUUAUUGAUCAGAAUCAAUGAGUGCACAAGGACAACCACAAGUUCAAGUUCAAGGGAUUGAAGAGGCGGUGCUUGAUGACAUUAUCCGGCGACUCACGGAGGUCCGAUUAGCCCGACCCGGAAAACAAGUUCAGCUAUCUGAGGCUGAGAUCAAGCAGCUGUGUACUGCUUCUAGAGAUAUCUUCCUUCAACAACCUAAUUUACUUGAACUUGAAGCCCCUAUCAAGAUUUGUGGUGACAUUCAUGGGCAGUACAGUGAUUUGUUAAGGCUCUUUGAGUAUGGAGGUUUGCCUCCUAAAGCUAAUUAUCUCUUUUUAGGGGACUACGUGGAUCGUGGGAAGCAGAGCUUAGAAACCAUAUGUCUGUUGCUUGCUUAUAAAAUCAAAUAUCCUGAAAACUUUUUCCUUUUGAGGGGAAAUCACGAGUGCGCUUCCAUUAAUAGGAUAUAUGGAUUUUAUGAUGAAUGUAAGAGAAGGUUUAAUGUGAGGCUUUGGAAAGCUUUUACGGACUCUUUUAACUGCCUUCCUGUGGCAGCUCUUAUAGAUGAUAAGAUAUUGUGCAUGCAUGGUGGUCUUUCUCCUGACCUCACAAAUUUGGAUCAAAUCAGGAUUCUGCCUCGUCCAGUUGCUAUUCCCGACACUGGUUUGCUCUGUGAUUUGCUUUGGUCUGAUCCUGGUAGAGAUGUGAAGGGUUGGGGCAUGAAUGACAGAGGAGUGUCCUACACUUUUGGCCCUGAUAAGGUGGCUGAAUUUUUAACUAAACAUGACUUGGACCUUGUUUGCCGUGCUCAUCAGGUUGUAGAAGAUGGAUAUGAAUUCUUUGCAGACAGGCAACUUGUGACAAUAUUUUCGGCUCCAAAUUACUGUGGUGAAUUUGACAAUGCUGGUGCAAUGAUGAGUGUGGACGAGAACUUAAUGUGCUCCUUCCAGAUUCUUAAACCUGCAGAGAAAAAAAAGUUCGUGAUGUCAAACAAGAUGUGAUGGUUGGCACAUCACUAAUCCUUAAUUAACUAAGAUGUAUUCGUCAGGUUAAAUUAAAAAUCUGAAGACGUAGAUUGCAUGGUCCGUUAUAUCGAUUCCAAGGUGAUGCUGAUCAAAUUUAACGCUAAGUCCAUCUAAUAUUCAGGCAGUGGUUGUAGUAUACUGGUUAUAGGAUGUUAAAGCACCAAUGAUUGGCCAUAAAAGCGAAGUUUUUUAUUUAUUUAUUUAUCCUUUUAUUUAGCUUUUUUAAAAAUUAUUAUUCUACAACACGAUAUGUAUAUACAUGUGUUGUCGAUGACUAUGGGAAUGACCUACUUUGUUCUCAAAGAUAGUCUGAUUAUUAGACUAUCAUUUGUUGUGUUGUGAUGAUUCUCACCGAUUUUAUUUAGAUAAAGAUGUCAUUGGUGGAUUA